AUGGUAGAAUCAUCUUUAGUGAAAUAAGUAAAAAUUGCAAUAAUUGGAGGGUCUGGAGCAACUGGUAGAGAAAUUAUCAGAUGUGCAAAACAAGACCCAAGAGUCAAAGAAAUUUCUAUGAUAGUUAGGAGGAAAUUAGAGGAAUGGAAGCAAGAGGAAUUUUAACCAGAGUUGAAGUUUAUCCAAAGAGAAAACUUUGACAAUCUAAACGAGCUUUAGGAUUAGCUUCAAGGGUAUGACAUCUUCAUCAGCUGUUUAGGAGCAAGAUAAAAGGUUGGAGAGUAAGAAUUCAAAAAAGUUGAGAGAGAUAUUCCAGCUGCAUUCGCUGCACUUGGAAAAUCGUGUGGUGCAUCAUAUUUCUCUUACUUAUCAAGCAUGAUGGUAGAUAAAACCUCAAGAUUGUAGAUAUUAAGUGUAAAAGCCUAGACCGAAGAACUCAUUUAACAACAAGAAUUGCCCAUUUCUGCAAUGUUCAGACCUGGAGCAUUGAUAAACAGAGACAACGAUUUCAGAUGGAUUGAAUGGCUAUUAGCAAAGGUACCUGGACCAAAGAUUGACGAUAGUGUUCUUGCUUACUCUAUGUAUCAUCAUGCAGUUAAUGAAACUCUCAAGCUAAAAGGAAGCCAAUAAACCUAAACAAAUCCUCGCCACAUUGCUAUUGAAAAUGAAGAUAUUAAAUCCUUUGCUAAAUUCAUUAAAGAAGGAAUAAUCUGA
Messenger RNA from Stylonychia lemnae, 714 nucleotides. Lineage: Eukaryota; Ciliophora; Spirotrichea; Sporadotrichida; Oxytrichidae. The record is from the annotation of a GenBank genome assembly.